Molecule: messenger RNA, 15891 nt
Organism: Porites lobata
Lineage: Eukaryota; Metazoa; Cnidaria; Anthozoa; Scleractinia; Poritidae
Source: the annotation of a GenBank genome assembly
AUGGCGACUGGUCUAUUUACCAUAUUUGGACUUGAUGAAAAACUUAGCCAUGGUGGUAGUUAUGGCAACCGCUUUGAAUCGAAGAACACAGAGGUGGGCAGGAGUCAAAUAACAAAAUGGCGGCGAGCAAGACGGCUUCUAGUUUCCACAGUAUGCCGCAUCGAAACGGCACAUACGUGGCCAGCCAUGGGAGCAGUACGAGUGCAGACGUUACUCCUGACUUACAUCUUAAGAUGUCGAAAAAAAUCGCACAGCUUACCAAGGUUAUUUACGCACUGAACACAAAAAACGAUGAACAUGAGAAUGUUGUGGAAAACAUGAAAGUAGCACAUGAGGAAGAAAUGCAAAAACUGAUAGCAGAGACGAAAGAAAAGAUGAACUACUUCAAGACAAGGCUAGGCGCUGUUACUGAACAAAAGCAGAAGAUCGAAGUUUUGGAGUCGCAUUUAGCCAAGGAACGACUGCAACGAGAGGAAGCUAUGUCAGAAUUUGAACAGUUCAAACGGCGAAACGAAGAUCAUGAGGCGAGACUAAAGUCAGAGUUUUCAGACAAAAUUUUGACUAUGUCAAAGGAAUUGCUUGCGGCAAAAAAGCAGUUUGAAGAGCGGAUGAAAAAUUUCCAGGCAACUAGGAGAAAACUGGAAGAGGAUAGAGAUACGGCUGUGGAGGAAUUGUCAAGCAAACACCAUGAUGAAAUGGAUCAACUGAUGAAGGCUCAUCGCGUACGGUAUGAUGAGCUCGUGAAGGAAAAAGAAAAACUUCAGAAACAGUUUGAACAAAAACUUUCUACAUUGCAGUCUUCUGGCGACGUUGCUGCGGAGGAAAGGCGGAAAAUAGAAUUGGAAUACCAGGAAAAAGUUGAAAAACUAAAGACAUUUUACGAAAAAGAGCUUGCUGCUUCCAAAGCACUACAGGAAUCUUCGAAAGAGACUCAGCUUAAAGAGUGGGAAGUUCGAGAAAAAGUGCUCAGGUCCGAAUGGAGUAGGCAGGAAAGGAUUCUAAAGGACAGAAUCUCUGAAUUGUUGAAUCAACUUAGUGAUGGAGAACAACAAAUGUCAAUUUUAAAAGUACAACUAAAUGAGUUAGAGUCGAAACUUCAUGGCAAAGAAGGUGACUCUACUGUUUUAGCAAAACAACUUGAGGAAUCCAGGAAAGAAGUCGCAAAAGCUUUGCAGAGUUUGAGAGAUACAGAAAAUGAUUUAACUGUAUCUAAGAAACGCUCUGAGGAGCAGGAAGCAGAAAUCGCCCGACAAUCAAGUAAGUUUAACUGUUGCUUGAACUGUACUACAGUACAGUAUAGUAGAAUGAUUUAAAUGAAGACAACUUCGUGGGAAAGCUUCUUUUUAAGGCUAAAGUAGUUUUCUUAGUUUGCAGAUGUACUUGACCAUGUUACCCAGAGAGCAUCUCAAAUAAUGUAACUCAAUUACAUGAUAAAAAUAAAUUUAAAAAAUUUAACUGUUUUGCAUACCCCCACUAUGCAACAUUUACUGGAUUGUUUGUAUUUCAGCCUUUUUUCAUUCAUGGUCUUGUUAUUUUUUUUUUAAUUGAAAAACUAAAAAUAAUAGCAAGGAUUCAUAUUAUGUCACCAUGUUUAUACUAAGUAUGCCUUACUGGGGGGCAUGUGGUAUUGAAACAAAGGGAUCUUUUGUUCUGAAAGUUAACACACUGGAAUCAUAAAAGCAGUUUUUGUGGACAGUAACCAUUGCAAUCAAAUAUAUGAUUAUUAAUGACAGGUGGAGGAAAAAGACGAGAAUCAAAGCACAGACAAGGGGUAGAAUUGUUUUCAGAAUCAGAUUCUAAGGAAGAACAUCCAAGCAGAAGUGAUUUAUCUCUUUGUCUGAGUGUUCAUAAAUUAAGUUAUUAUUCUAUUUUCAUGAUUCAGAUGUUUUCAAAUCAGCUUCUAUAGAAAUUGCCAUCGCUGGGUUAAAAGCAGCUAACUGUGAGUUCAUCCAUUUCAUGCACAUUUUCACAGGUCACGAACUUGAUCUUAAAUGCACCUCACCUCACCCACCCCUUAUCACAAAAAACUUAACCAAUCACCAACUCACACUCACUCUAACUUGACCACAAGGUCUGAAUAAUAAUAGAUGAAGUAACCUAAAAAACGUGAAAGUAAUAUUAGUGAUUUGUUAUUGUCUUGUCAAAUCAAAGACUCUCAUCAUUACCAGGCAUAAAUGAUAAUAAUAUUUUGUUAAUCAUAUUUUCACAAAAUGAAGUGACCUUUAGCAGUGUCCCAAGGAGCUCAGGUGACCAGCAAACGUCAAUGUGGCACUGUCUACCCACAGAAAAUGUGUUUCUCAAAUUAAAUUAAUGUAAAUUGUGCGUAAAUAAUUGCCAUCCUGAAGACUUAACUUCUUUCUGUGAUUACUUUAAGAGAAAUGCCUUUUGCAGAUCCCCCCCAUGAAGAAAAUUGAAAAUAAAGUGAAUAAAUAAAUGAAUAAAUAAGAAAAAAAAAGAAAAUAUAUAGAAAAAAGUAUAAUAUGUUUCUGGGAUAGAGCCCGAUUCUUCUAAUGAAAAGGAGAGGCUUCCCCCCUGCCAUGCCUACCCCUAAUGCAAGUGCAGUCAUGGAAUUCAAAUCUAUGUCUGCCUUUUUGUUUAUUAGACUACAACUGAAACAGGGCCCACACAGGCUUGAAAAGUCCUUGAAUUUUAGGGAAGUCCUUGAAAAGUCAUUUAAUUUUCUUCAACUUUGAAUGCAGUGACCUGGAAAGUGUUUUUUAAUGCCUUUUGGUUGUCUGAGACAGAGUAUAAAUCAUAGCUCAGAGAAGUUAAAGGUGAUUUACAUAAAGGGUCUUUUGUUUUAUGCAAUAAUUAACUACCAAUAGAGUAGAUAGUUCAAGCCUUAAAGUCAUGUUAGAAUGGACUGGGAAUGUGCAUUUUUGUACAAUCUGGGACAUUACCAGUACAUUCCUGGUAGCUGGUCAUUGAAAACUGAAUGUCAUCCUUGAAAAGUCAUUAAAAAAUGGAAUCUCAUUUCUUGUAUAAACCCUUUGGAAGGUGGUACGUUUACAAGGGGGUUUAUUUGUUACUCAGGAAAGGAUAAGGAUAAUAGAGGUUUACAAGUUCCCAUAUAAAGCAGUUUUAUAAAGGUGUAUGACUUGAUUUGUGUCUCCAAAGAGAAAACUUCAGGGUUAACCAUACGUUACCUUCAGUAUGUAUAGUGAUACUAUAUUCAUUACUUCCUGGUACAAAACAGAGGCAUCAACAAGUUAGUGUGACUUAUAGCUUUGAGCACACUUUUACUGGUAUGCACAAAUCCAUUUACUUUGGUGCACAUAUCAUUUUACUGACAAACUAAAAUUAUUUUCAGUGCAAAUCAGUAAGCUUGAUGCAAGCAAGUUGUCACAGGAGACAAUAAUAAAAGAUUUGAAAGCAAAUAUUAGCAGUCUUCAGAGGAAGCUAAACACUCUGGAGAAGGAACAUGAUGAUUUGGAUAAAAGGCAUAGUUCACAUACCAUACAAGCUGAUUCCGAGCUUAAACGACUUCAGCAGGUUAGUGAGGAACAAGUGAAAAGACUCACAGAAUUAGUUGGGAAUGAAGUCAAAAGAUCUAUUUCUUUUGCAUGUGGAUUGUAAAGGAGGAAUCUCAUUAACAGUAUUAAAAGAUUAGUAUUGAGAAGGGGAUGGGCAACGUACCUGCUUUUUGAAAAAUUUAGGCUGUGAGAAGUUGUAGAAGAAAAAGGUAAAAUGUUUUGUUCAGACAUUUUUAUGUUGAAAAUUUUUGGGAGUGAAGGAGUUAAUUUGGCUGUGAGUGUUCUUAAUGCCAUCAUCAUAAUCAUCAAUUAAAUAAAUUAAUCUUGCUUGGUCUAGGUUACAUUCCCUCCAUGCUUCCUUGUUUUCAAAUCAUUUAAUGACACUUUUCUUUUCCUGAAAGGAAACUGAGAAACUUUCAAGGGAAAAAGCCGACUUGGCGGCCAAAUAUAAUAUGGAGUUAAAAAGGGCAAGUGAACAGUCUACAAGCAAGGAAGCUUCACUUCGACAAGAACUGGAAGAAGUUACAGCAAGGUUGAAAAGAGAUCACGACAAGGAAUUACAUGAAAAAACAACAAGACUUGAUGAUGAACACAAUUCUUACGUCAAGACUUUGCGGGAAGAAUUUCAACAGAAACUGGCAACACAGGAGAGAGACUUAAUAGAAAAGUCUGAACAAGAACUGGAGAGAUUGCGAGGAGAGAAAAAUGAAGUCAUUGCACAGUUUGAGAACCACUGCAAUGAUUUGAAAAAUAAGCUAAACUCUUCUGAAGAAGAAGUUGAGAGGUUAGAAAAAGUAGUGCAUGAUAGUGAACAAGGACUUGGUUCUGCAUCAUCACAUAUUGACAGUCUGAAAGAGGCUCUUAGUCAGGCGAAACAAGAGUUACAAAAAACUAAGAAUGAUCUAAAGGAAGCGGAGAGCAAAUACACAAAUUCAUUGGUAAGGAAACAGUGGUAAAGAUAUCCAGUGCAACAGGCCUAGUUUUGUGUUUGGAAGUUUUAAUGUGUCUGGUUGUGACAUACAAGUGUUUUCUAGUGAUUUCUUAGUAUAGCUGUCUCUUUCUUUUUUAGCUAACAGCUCUGCAGACCAUACUUUAUUAUGACGCCCAUUUUAUCUUGUGCUUUCAGUCAGUGCCACUGGACUUGAUCUUGCUUUGAAAUCUGCCAACAUUUAGUAACAAAGUAGCUGUAAUAUUCUAAAUUAUUGCAUCUGGUUAUUACACAGCUCUUCACCCCUAAACUCAUCAAUUGCAGGGUUUGACAGUGAAUUACUUGUUUUUUUAUAUGUCAGAGAUGGAGUCUAAACUGUUCAGUUAAAAAGCUUGUUCCUGAGUGGUCACUGCAUCCUAUAUAAAUUAUAUUUAAUGAUAUGGGGUUAAUUCUGUGCUUUGAACCAGGCUUUUAAUCAUGUGAAAGUGACACAUCCAAGUUUAGGUAAACUUACACAUACUGUAAUUGUUUCUUGUGUAGGAUGAAAUUUACAAACUUCAGGCAUUGCAUAGCAAAGCAAUGAAGGAUGGGGAAAUAGACUUGAAUGCCCGACUGGAGACAUUAACAAAUGAGUUGAACACCAAGUGGAGCGAGAGAUUAAGGUGAAGAAACAUCAGUGUUAAUAAAAACAGAGAAAACAAUGGGGGUAUUUAUGUUGUUGGUAAAGGCAGUGUUCAACCUGCAAUUGGCGACAAAAUCAGUCAAGGCACUUUGCCCUAGAGGGGCUUUCUGACAUUUUACCGGCUUCAAAAGGGAAAAAUAUAGCGUUUCCUCUCCCUUCCCCCCCAUCUAUGUUGUGCUACUGUUUGAACUACCUAUAGAAAACAACAAACACCCCAACUUUGAAUGGAGGGGAGGGGAGUGGGGGUGUGGAUUCUUUUUUUCUUUUUGAGUGCAGUGUCUCAACAAUUUUGUCACCAAUUGUUUGAAUUGCAAAAGUGGCCAUUCAUUCUAAAGAAAACUAAUUCAACUCAUUUCUUACCGCUGGGAUGUAAGACCCUUGGUAGCUUUUUAUUUGUUAUGAUUAACAUCAUCACACCUAGUUUAGAACAAUAAUUAUUAGAAAAUGGCAAUUUUGUUAUUUUCAGUGUGUGACAUUUCGUGUCACGCUUCACGUGCCUUGACAUCGUGAGAUGUGGCGCGUUGCACACAAUUUCUUAUUCUUUCCUUAAUUGAAAUAAGGAACAAAGUGAAAAGGACAGAAAAUGAAAUAUGAGUACAUUGUCUCAACAAUUUGUCGCCGAUUGUAGUUUGAUUCAGAAUUCCCCUUGUUUCCAAGCCUUAUAAGAGGUUAGUAUUCACAGGAGACAAGGGGUCUCUGGUUGAACCUAAGAAAGGAUUUUUACAAGAAAUACAAAUAUAAGAAAGAUCUGAUAAAUGUUUAUAUAGUUAAGUGUUGUUUUCAUGUAGUUAUAAAUAUAAAUCAUACUAUGUAGGCAGCUAAAUCGCUAGUUGAUUGGAUAGUAUAUGUAAAUGACUCAGAGUUGUUUGAGGCAUUAUAGUAGUAUAAAUUUUUGAUGCUGAAGUCUUGUCAUAUGCUUCCACAUAGGUACAACAGAAAGUAAAUUGAAUCAGUGGAAAAAUGAUUUCUCAGGGAAUCCUCAUGAACUGAAAUUAUCAUUGUCAUUAAUGCUUAAAUGUAUUUCAGUGAGGAAUGUGGUAAACUUCGCUCUCAACUGAAUGAGCAACACAGAGAAGAGAAUCGAGUAUCUUUAGAGGAGUUAACAAAAGUGAAAGACAUUCAAAGAGAUGAACUGAGGGCAGAGCUGCAGAGCAAGAUAGAUGCUUUGAGAAAGACAGUAAGUGGAAUUAAAUUUAUUAUCUUAUCCUGUUUAGUUUGUAAAUAAUAAUUAUUAUUUUGAAAAAUUCUAGUCUUAUAUGUUAAGAAAUACAGCGAGUCUCUCUGGAAAGAAUUCAGUUCUCUUAGGACCUGAAGACAGAGCAUUGACUCGGUGACAGAGUACAUAAUAAAACUGUUAAUUUUGACACCUCACUAAACUUAUAAAGCCUAUGAUUUGUACUAAAUUUAUUUAGGGAUUUCCUGAAUGUUGUAUUACAUGUAAUAACAUCUUAUUGCUUUAUACAGGGUAAUAAACAUUGUAUUUGGGUGCAACUACACAAAGAGUAAAUUUAAUUUUCAGAAAAUAAGUUAAUUGAUUUAUAGUGGUUCUUUAUUGUUUUAAUACUCAGGUCAAACAUCUCACACUUGUUAAAAAAGGUGUCCUACAGCUCUCCAAGAAGCUUGUUAGUAAAUCAUAUUUUAGGACACCUACUUAAUAAUUAUUAAUAUUUAUUGUCUUGGUUUAGUGACUUUGUUAUGCUUUGCUGUGAAGACUCCAGAGAAUGUAGACAUUUAUUCUGGUUGCUGAUGCACAUCCUUUUUAUAUUUUAUGAGCAUGUAGCUUACAGUAAUCUUAACACAAACAAAAACAUUAUUGUUUUAAACAGGUUGCAGGCCCUGGGGCUUGAUGAAAGUUACUUUGUACUAUUUUUUAGUGAUGUAGUAGCAAUACUGCAAGGUCAUUAUAACCAAACCACACAGAUUCCCCUCGAUCUAAUACAUCAGCAUUUUGUUAAGAGAUUUAGAGGGCUAGGAGACACUUUUAAUGCUAUUCAUUUAUCUGUAUCAUCGUGAACUGUACUCUGACCUGUGGAAAAGUGACCCGUAUGGUAGAUCCGCCAAUUUAUUGUGUGGUGGUCUUUGUGUAUCAUAAGUUUUAAUAAGUGAAAUACAUUCUGCACAAAACAGUCUAUUUAUAUUUUACACAUGGGAAGGAAUUAAGCCCUCAGGGGUAAUGAUAGUUGUUACUUACAAUUAUUAUUAUUAUUAUUAUUAUUAUUAUUUUUUAUUUAUUUAUUUAUUUAUUUUUAUAUAUAUAUAUAGAAAAAAAACUAAAUUUGCAAAGGAAAAAAAACGAAAUUAAAAGGAAAAAGAUGCAAACCUAAUAAGUGAAACAGUGCAGCAGUAAAGUGUAGCUUGAAGGAAUAAGUAUUUACAAUAAUUAUUAUUGUUAUGAUAGGGUGUCCUAGUAUUUCAAUGUAAUGUCUGAACUGGCAUGCAUUGCUGACUUUGCUCAGUCUUCGUUGAACUUAUCCUUCAGUCAAGUUUUCACCGUUUAGGUGGUAAUAAAUUUUUUAUAGAAAGUUUCCCUUCUCUAGAUUAUCUGCCCUUUCGCUAAAUUUGUCAUUGACACUCUGUAUGCAUGGAUGAAAUAUUUACAAGGUGAUUUUAAAUCCCUUCUGCCUCCCUUCUCGUAGAUCUCUGAAGCCCGUACUGAUGUGGAAAAGGCCAAUCGGCAUGCAACAACAACAGAGCUCGAUCUACGCAGAGAACUUGAUUUGCAGCGGCAGUAUAAGGAAGAGGAACUAGCUUCUCUGUCUCUUCAACAUAGCAAGCGUCUUGAAGAACUGAUUGAACAACACAAUGCAGAGUUGAGGAAACUUGAAGCAUUAAAAGAUGAAGAAAUUAAGGUAGUUCUUUAUUAAAAAAAACGGCAAAAAAACGUUGAAGGGAUUUUUCUACCAGACUUUUGUCACUGGGCCAGCAAGUAACAGCACUAUUAGGAACUGCUGAAAUUUCAAGGAUUUACAAAGAUGCCUCCAAUGUGACAUUUAAUUACUGGUAAUUGUUAUAAGUGUAUGUCUUAUAUAUGUUUUAUUACAGGAAUGUGAUGAGAGGCUUCAAAAGAUUCACAGAGAAGAAAUCACCUCACAGCUUCAGGCAAAUAAACUCACAAUUGAGGCAGUUAAGUCUCAAGCUGAACAGAAAAGAUUGAAGGACAUUGAGGAGUUGAAUAUUGAACAUGAAAAUGAUCAAGGUUUGUUGAUAAUAGUCAAAAAUUGGUUUAUGUUUAAUAACAUUACAGUCAAACCUUGAUGUAACAAAAGCACAAAAGGUACUCUGCCGUGUAUUUACGUGUAUUACUGCAGGUUGUUUUCUUGAGUUACAGGACAUUUUUAUGUUGUACUUAUCUAUUAAAUUGUUGAUGAUCGAGCUUUUUCAAUGCUAUUUUUUUUCUUCAAUUCUUGCUUUUUAUUUCAGAAAAUAUGAGAAGUGAAUUGUUAAGAGUACAACAGGAAGAAAUGCAAAGAUUACACAGAGAUUUUGAGGUUCAGCUGGCAUCUGUGAAACUGCAGCUACAGAGAACCAAUGAACUACACUCACGAAAUGUAAGCAUUGUGUAAAUGUACAUGUAGUGUACUAGAAAUUCCACUUCUGCAUACAGUGCCAGGGUUGGUUCAAAACACUGGACUUUUUUGAGGUCUGGUUUUCGCCCAACAAUGUUUUUUCGAGUAUAACAAGUUGGCCUCAUUUACUAUUAAUAUAUAAAGUUAAGUACCAUUCCCCCACCCCCCACCCCUGCACCCUGAGCUUACUAUGGACUUUUUUUUCCAAAUUCCACAUUGUAAUUCCUUUUGAUCCUACCUUGUAUCCGGUUUUUGUUAUUUUGUUAACAUGCAUGUAUUGAACACAAGCAGUAAGUGUUUCUAAUAUCCAGACAAUGAAAAGGGGUUGAACCUUAGGUUAACUGUUAAUGGCUGAUUUCUCAAAGACUGCUGCUAGUUCUACUAGUUAUUGCUCAAAAAGACUAGCAGCAACAAUGCAUCUGCAGUGGUAUAGAAUUAACCAGCCUUUAAUAGAGAGCUUUAAGUCUGUCUAAGAAAUAAUGAUUUUAAUGAUCCCUCUGAUUGCUGAUUAAAAUUUUGUUUGCAUGACUGCUGAAUCAUUUUUCAGUGAUAACCGUUGUGUCAGUAAUAAUUAUCAGUAGAAAAAGCCUUAUUCUAGUGAUCGAUUUUCACUCCUCUCUUCCUUUUUCAGCCCCCAAAGCAAUAACUUAGACGUUCCAAUCAUUUUAUGUUCACAGGAAUCUGAACAUCAGAGCCAAAUAGAGGAAUUAAAACAGGAAAUAGAACAGAGGCAAUAUCAGAUUAAUGAACUUGAUGAGGAGAUUAGUCAUGUAAGAGGGAAUGUGGAGGAGCUACAGCAUGAAUUACAGGCUAAAGGACAAGAGAUUCUCAGUGUCAGACGAGAGGCUAACUCGCAAAUCAGGUGAAAAUCAGUUGAUUAAAUAUGCAACCAACCCUCCAAGUUGUGACCAGUUUGGUCACCAUGGCGCCUAAAAUUUUGGAGCUGGCGACUUGAUGUGUAAAAAAGUCUCCCUAACCAAAAGAGUUGGUUGCCAAAUGGCGGCUGAGCAAAAACUUAAACUUGGAGGGUUGGCAACUGUUUAAUUUAGGUGUUAGUCCAUCACUGACUUUCGGCAGAUUACUUUUCAUUAAGGGGUACAGAGACUCUUAACUGUUUGGCCAUUGAGGAUCAAAUAAUUUUGUAUUCAACUACUAGUAGAUAUCACUUUCUGCCUAACUGUUUGAAAGUUGCAUGAAAAAAGCCCAUGCAAGUUGCUUGUGGUAAACUACUAGUAGAUUCCCUUAAUUUCCAUAUUGUCUUGUAUCUGCUUGCGAGACUAAGGAGGAAUUUGACAUAUCACCAAAGGUCAGAGCUUAGGGCUUAAUCCACAUGCCUCUUAAUAAUUACACCCAUCGUCUGUUUAAAACAUUUUUCACUUACUCAACAGGAAGCGGGAAGAAGAUCUGGCCAGAGCACAUCAGAAGGAGGUAGACUUCAUGGUUGCAGAUCAUCUACGCGAGACUCAGGCUCUGCUUACAGAGUUUAACAGGUCUAAAGAACUCCUUAGUGACAAGAUAUCUGCGUUACAGCUAAUGUAAGUGAAUGUAAUUGUAAUUGUAAUUUGUAAUUGUAAUUAUCUUAUUAUCCACUCCCCUCAGGGCUUUUCAGGGAUAAUUUACAACACUGGUUGGGGGACUUUGCCAGACUGCUCAAGAUGCAGUUUACAAGUACUGAAGGAAUGAGUGAUGAUGCCCCCAUAUAUGAGUGUGCAAGUGAGAUAGACCACUACACCGGGCACUACGUGCCCUACUCUUUACGAAGAGUGUGUGGGUUCUUUAACGUCCCACAGAUUUAUUACAAUGUAACAGUCUACAAAGAACUUUGUACCUCUACCAUUUUCAAUUUUGAAUUUAUAAAUAUUAUCAUGAUAAGAUAUGUACAGUUUAUACAAAUAAAAUAUGCCAAGCAUGGUGUAUUUGACACCAAAAUUUGUUGGUUACUCCAGAGAAUUCUUGCAUUGAGUGAACAUUUUGAUCCCAGUGUAGAGCUGAAAAUACUGUUCAUCAGAAUUUGAUUUCUGCCAGCCAAAACUAAUAAACAUACGUAACUAACAGAUAUUGUUGGACAGUUUUGCAGCAAAACAUAUUAUUUUGUGAAAUGAAGUUUGCCAAUUGCUGUAGGUUAUUUGCUUUGGUUCACCAAGGAUCUGUAGUCUAUAUUUUGAGUGUAAACUUCUUUCACUCAGCGGUUCUCCUACGAGUACUUGUCAGGUACUUCACUAACAUAGUAUAAGGUGACCCCACAUUUUGAAGAAUGACUACUAUUAAUUUUGAGGUCAAACUGACUUAAAAGGGGAAGAAAUGAUGUUAACCCUGGAACAUUGGUGUAGAGUUUUAAAAUAAGAUUGUUUUCUAAUAUAUGAUCUUGUUUUUUUUUUAAAAUAGGCUGGAGGAGGCUGAAGAGAAAUACAGAAGCAGACAGUCACGCCCUGAGGACUUGGAAGUCAUUGAACAGCUAAAGAGAGUGCUGGCAGAAAGGGAACUUGAUAUGAAAAAACUUGUGGUGAGUACUCUUGUAAAAUGAUGUUUCUCAACAGGGCUCAGAAAAAAAAUUGAUUUCCAGCUUGUCCUUUGGGAAAGCAGCUUUCACAUUUUGCUGGCUGCUCGUCUAGUUUAUAAAGGCACUUGCCAUGCCCUUUGGGCCAGUACAAUGUAAGCUUUAAAAGUUACUUGCCCACUCAAGAAAAUCUAUUUAUCCUGGGGAUGGGACUCUUUUCAAGCCCUGCUCAAACAAACUAAAUAACAGCGAAGUUAACUCUGAAGUUUCUGUGGCCUUGUUACAUAGGACAGGAGGGUGUGUGCUCCAUGUCACAAUUUUUGGUACAUUCUUUGUCCAUGUUGAAGUGGUGUUAAAUGGCCUAAAAUUUGGGUGCAAGCUGUAAUGUAGAUGUCCCCACCAUAUAGUCCGGUGGCUUAGUGCAAAAUUUUGGCGAGAUCUAUACAGAGCGGACAAAAGCAUCAAACUUUGCAUGGUUGUAACUUAAGGUAUGUUAGUCAAUAUUAGGAUCGGUGCCCACAACUACCUCUUCAGGAUUUGGCAGCAACUGCUCGCUGAAGUUCUUCAACAACCUUCCAUGAUGGGUGCCCUGUGCUGAAAAUUGCAAUACCUUUUUUUUGCCAUUUUUGAUGAAAAUCACAUAAAAACGGAAGUAAAUGGAAAAAGAAACUGUAUUAAUACUAUUAUUAUUGAAACCAAUGACUAAAACAAGUCAACUUAAUGAUACAGCAAUUAUGAUGUACCAUGGUGGGUGCCCUGUGCUAAAAAAUAUCAAUUCCUUUUUUUUGCCAUUAUUUUGAUGAAAAUCACAUGAAAGACAUGAAAAUAAAAAAAAAUUGUAUUAUUAUUGAAACCAAUGAAAAAAACAAGUCAACUAAAUGGAAAAUCCAAGGAAGGUGUUUUCAGACGCAUACACAGUCCCAAAUAGCCUUUCAAGAUGGCGGCUGUGUCUUUUCAUGGACUGUAAGUAUCUACUAGAAUAAAUUGCCGUUUUUUAGGGGAAAUUGUGUACAAUUUGAAUCACGACAGGUUUAAGUGAAUUUUAAGUUCUUUUUGGUGAUAAAUUUGUCAUCGAAAGCCACACUUUCUCUUCACAUUUUGUGCCGAUUAUGAAUGACUACAGUCGACUCUCUCUUAACGGACACCUCUAUAAGACGGACACCUCUGUAAAACGGACCCCUUGAGCUGGUUCCUGCCUUUGCUUAUUCCCUUUAUUUGACUCUUCAUAAGACGGACAUCUCUCUAAGACGGACACUUAGUGCCGGUCCCAAAGGUGUCCGUCUUGGAGAGAGUUGACUGUAUACUUAGUAUAUUUUCGUACUGGUUAAAAUUAAUAGUAGUAAAAAUAGCUUCUUUCUAUAGCGCUCAUAUCCUGAGCACAUGGUGCUUUACAAUGUUAAAGAGGAAAAAAAUUAUAUCUCGAGCAUGAAAUAACAUAUAUUAAAAUCUAUUUGCAAUUCACAUAGAACAAGAGAAGGAAACAAGAAUUCAUCUGUUUUAAAAUUAUUUUGCCUUUAAAGUUUAUAUAUAAUGAUAAUAGGUCAUGCAAAAAACUAAAUAUACAUUCUAUAAAUAUAGGUAUAUGAUCUGCAGAUAUUAAAGACGUUUUACAAAAGUAUUGACUUACUCUCUAAAAAUUGCGUAAAAAGAUAUGUUCUCAGUCCUUUCUGUCAACUGGCUAAAGAUGGUGACUUGUGAAAAUCUAGCUAAUGGUAGUGAGUUCCAACGUUUAGGGGGGGCACACUGAAAAAGUCUUUUCCCCGUGAGUUUUCGAGGUUGUUCUAAGAGCUGCUGAGAUGCGGACCACACGUUCCUGGAAGGCCUUCGAUAACUGUCCGCUAAAUAGCUAGGUGGAAGGUUAUUUUGAAAACUGACAAAAUAAGUUUAAAAACAACAUGAUAACUAACAGCUAGGAAGCCAGUGAAGGUCAAAUAAAUGAUGUGUUCGCAAAGUUUACGAGUCCGAGUAACGAUCCUGGGGGCAGUGUUCUGAACAUAUUAUUAAAAGUUCCUUCAAGUGCAUUUUCUUACAACCAUAGAGCAAGGAACUGCAAUUAAUAGUCUGUUUUAGAUGUAAUAAAAGCAUGCACUGCAAUUUCGCUAGACUCCUGUGUGAGACACAAUCUUAUCUUUGAUAAGUUCCUGAGUUGGUGAAACGAUAAUCUGCAAAAGAAUGCUGAGACGUGGGUCAAACAGCACGUUGUCAUCAAAUACUACUCCCAGGCUUUGUUGGUGGUGGUUCUUAGCCUUGCAUUACCCAUAAUGACGUCGCUAAAGGGUGGACGAGUAUGGUACAUCGACAAGAUAAGCAUGAUUUCAGUCUUAUCAUGAUUGAGUUUAAACUCGUUUCUACACACCAAGAUGGAAAUCAGUUGGGAUCGUUGUCAUCAGUCAUAUUUACCUAGGGUGAGAAUCGAAAAGAGAGGAUCUGAGAAACCCAUAAAUUUAACGGAACAAUUAUUUAUAGACGGCUCCUUGACAAUUUACUAGAAUUCAAGAAAGAGGACUGUGCCGUCUUGUUGCAAUUAUGUUUCAUAUUGAAACCACUACAGUAGUAAACACGUUACUGAAGUGCAAAGUGGCAUCAAUCCUGUCACCUUACGUCCAAGUUAGAAAAAGCAAACUAGAAAAGAGAAAAAAGCACGUUGAAGCAGAUCAGAAACAGCAAGCUGGAGAUUGUGGCACCAAACGAGCUUGUAAGACUGACACUAUAGUGGGACUGCAAAGUGUGUGCCUUUGUUUGUAACGAAUACAGCUUAAUAUGAAGUUCGGCAAGUAUAAAGAAAUGUGUAUCAUUGUCCACUGCAUUUGCUAUGUACGCAGUGAGUUCAACAAAUGCUCUUGAUUUAUUUAAUUUCUCGUCUUCUUCGGCCUUCCAAGCUGCUCCACUUUUCUUCUCGAGUUCCUCUGACAUGUAUGCCUAUUUCGCACGUCAGCCUUUUUAGUACAGUUUCAAGGAGCGUUCUCCUGAGCGUUCUAUAAAUUAAUGCUUGUACCGUUAAACCAGUGGGCUUCUCAAAUCUUCUUUUGUUGAUUCUUGGUAAAUAUAACAACGAUCCCACUUAAUAUCCAUCCUGGUGUGUAGAAAACAUCUCAGCUUCAGAAACCUUCAACUAAGCAGUAAGUUAAUAAAGUCAGUAUAGUCAUUCAUAAUCGGCACAAAAUAUGAAGCGAAAAUGUGGCUGUCGAUAACAAAUUUAUCACCAAGAAGAGCUGAAAACUUCACUUAAACCUGUUGUGAUUCAAAUUGUGCACAAUUUCCCCUAAAAAACGGCAAUUUAUUCUAGCAGAUACUUACAGUCCAUGAAAAGACACCUUCAAGCCGCCAUCUUGAAAGACUAUUUGGGACUGUGUACGCGCCUGAAAACAUCUCCCUUGGAUUUUCCAUUUAGUUGACUUGUUUUUGUCAUUGGUUUCAAUAAUAAUACAAUUUCUUUUCUUAUUUUCUUGUCUUUCAUGUGAUUUUCAUCAAAAUAAUGGCAAAAAUCAAGGAAUUGAUAUUUUUAGCACAGGAUACCCACCAUAGUACAUCAUAAUUGUUGUAUCAAUAAGUUGACUUGUUUUAGUCAUUGGUUUCAAUAAUAAUAGCAUUAAUACAGUUUCUUUUUCCAUCUACGUCCCUUUUUAUGUGAUUUUCAUCAAAAAAUGGCAAAAAACAAAUGAUUGCAAUUUUCAGCACAGGGAACCCAUCAUAGAAGGUUGUUGAAGAACUUCAGCGAGCAGUUGCUGCAAAUCCUGAAGAGGUAGCUGUGGGCACCGAUCCUAAUAUUGACUAACAUGCCCUAAGCUACAACCAUGCAAAGUUUGGUGCUUUUGUCCACUCUGUAUAGAUCUGAGCCUUUAGCCACUUGACUAAUAAGGCUGCAACGGUUCCUAGGAGUAAUCUUUGAAAUUUUGGUUGGCCGGAGCACAGUGUCUGUUGCUUGAACCCUGGAACCUUAGCCUUUACCAGACCAAUUGACCAUCUUUAAUACUAUUCUAACCCAUCCUCAACCAACUAGAUACCGGAAACUCUACUUUUUCACGCCACUGAUAAAUUUUCCAUAACAGUAUUCUGUUUCAGACUAAGACCUGCCUAAUUCUGUAUGUUAUCUUAGACUGAACUUCGUGAAAGUCCAUUCUGUAUCCACCUACCCGUUACCUGUAUAGCUGAUGUAUGCCAGUUGGUGGUAACCCCCCCUCAUGUACUUCAGCCCCUCUCUGAUUGUCUUGUCUUUUGACUGCAUUCAAGCACUCCUAUAAUUUCCAUCAUUUCUUUGAUUUAUGGAGCAGAGGUUCUGGUUGCUAAGUGUCGAUGUACUUGCAAACAAUUAAAUAAAUAAUAAGUUGUUAUGGUAAUUACCCCAGUAUUUGUUCUUACUGUCAGAGUGGAGGUUAUAUUUUACAACCAAACUUUGGAUGUUGUUUUAGACAUCACUUUGUUAUUUGAAAAUAAUCAUCUCUUUCAUCAUUUUCUUUUAGGAUGAAAAGAGGUAUUUUCAGAUGGAAUUACUCAACAGAGAAACAAAUUUCAACAAGGUGUUCAAAGCAGCUCCAAAUAUUGGAGUCAUAAACCCUCUUCAAGCAAAGACUAAACCUGGAAAAGAUGGAAUUCGACAUGCCACCUCACUUGUUAUGAGUGCCUCCAAACUGGAUCCAAUACCCAAUAUGCCAGUACACGAAAAAAGACUCAACAACAGCCGACCACUUCCGCCCACCCCACCUAAAGACCCCCCACCCCAUAGAAAAACAACUGCCAUACACUAA